Molecule: messenger RNA, 540 nt
Organism: Cavia porcellus (domestic guinea pig)
Lineage: Eukaryota; Metazoa; Chordata; Mammalia; Rodentia; Caviidae
Product: cystatin-A
Exons: 3
Coding region: 124-438 (104 amino acids)
Cellular component (GO): cytosol
Molecular function (GO): cysteine-type endopeptidase inhibitor activity
Source: RefSeq, a predicted model, not a curated record
CCUGUUAUCCCCGCCCAUCCUUCUCUUUUUAGAGAUGAAACAUUCUAUGGGUGGGACCACGGACACCUCUUUAAAAACCCCAGUCUCCACGCUUGCCUAACAUUGCACCCUGCUCCUGUGAAGAUGGAAGAACCUGAAAGGAUAGUUGGAGGCCUGAGCAAGGCCAAACCUGCUACUCCUGAAAUCCAAGAGAUCGCAGAUAAGAUUAAACCACAGCUUGAAGAAAAAACAAAUGAGUCUUACCAAGAAUUUACAGCCAUCGAGUAUAAAACUCAAGUGGUUGCUGGAACAAAUUACUUCAUUAAGAUUCGGGUAGAUAAUGAUGGCUAUGUUCACGUAAGAGUAUUUGAACCUCUUCCUGGACGAAAUGAAGAUGCUCUGCAGCUUUCUGGCUACCAGACUGGCAAAAGCAAGGACGAUGAACUGAGUUACUUUUAGAGACUUGUUCCAAAGUGGUCUGAUUCUUUGCACUGGGCACAGAUGAAUGAUCCUUGUUAGUAAAUGUGACCAUCAAUAAAGAGACAUUCCUUUGCAAAUGAA